Messenger RNA from Moneuplotes crassus, 409 nucleotides. NCBI's taxonomy places the organism in Eukaryota, Ciliophora, Spirotrichea, Euplotida, Euplotidae. The record is from the annotation of a GenBank genome assembly.
AUGAGUGAAGAUGAUAUUAUCAACGUUCAUGUGAAAACAGUCGAUGGCUCAAAGUUCUUCAUUUUGGCUAAUCUUGAUGAUACCCUCCUUGAACUCAAGAAAAAAAUUGAGAAUAAAGCUAGCUACAAAGUAGACAAACAAGUGAUCACUUACAAAGGUGAACCCCUCAAAGACAAUUAUAUUACCCUAAGAGAUGCAAAUUUCAAUGAUCUCUCCACAAUCCAUUUACUCUCCAGAGUAAUAGGCGGCUAUAAGAAACCAGACUUAGAUCUCAGAUCUCCCAUAAAACCCUCAUAAAAACCUUGCUUCCCCAAACUCCCUCCUCUCUUCCUGCUCUCCCACUGAUCCUCUCCCUGUUCCUAGCCACUGGCUAAUCCUGAUCAGCAUUUGGGAAUAUUUUAGGACCUUC